AUGCAGCAGCUCUCGCGCGCCGCGCGCUUGAUCCUGAUCGGGGCCCCGGGGGUGGGCAAAGGCACCCAGACCGAACGGAUGAUGAAGCGCUACCCCCAGCUCUCCUCAAUCAGCUCCGGAGACCUCUUGCGGAAGAAUGUGAGGGAUCGCACACCGCUGGGCAUUGCCGCCGAAGCCAAGAUGAAAGCGGGCGUGUUGGUGCCGGACACGAUGAUACUCCGCCUGAUCAUCAACGAACUCACGAAUCGCGGAUGGCUCACGUCGGACGCUAUCAGGCCUUACAUGGUCAGCUAUGCUUCCGAGGCUAUGCCCAACGCCGCUGGAGUAGACGAAAUAGUCAUGCCGUCUGAUUCGCGGGCGUCAGGAUAUGAAUACUCAGAUGAGCCGUCCGCAUCAUUUAUACUGGAUGGCUUUCCGCGGACCGCAACCCAGGCCUCACAGGUCGACAGGCUGUUCCCAGUCAAUUUCGUCGUCAACAUCAGUACGCCGGCCGAAGUCAUCAUGGACCGUAUCUGCAAUCGAUGGGUGCACGAGCCUUCCGGCCGAGUCUACAACACGACAUUCAAUCCACCGAAAGUCGCCGGCAAGGACGAUGUAACUGGUGAUCAGCUUACACGAAGACACGACGACAAUCCGGAAGUCUGGAAAGCCCGGCUUAAAGGUUUCGAGGAGACGAGCUUGCCAUUGUUGGAACACUACGACAAGCUCGGCGUGCUGUGGACGGUCAAGGGGAACAGCAGCGAUGAGAUUAGUCCGAAGCUCUUCCGUGAGUUUGAGAGGCGGUUCGCGGCGUCGAGUUAG
Coniosporium apollinis CBS 100218 is the source of this 801-nucleotide messenger RNA. Its product is annotated as adenylate kinase. Gene Ontology annotation, biological process: nucleobase-containing compound metabolic process. The record is from RefSeq and is a predicted model, not a curated record. Gene Ontology annotation, molecular function: AMP kinase activity; ATP binding. Gene Ontology annotation, cellular component: cytoplasm; mitochondrion. The transcript is spliced from 2 exons. NCBI's taxonomy places the organism in Eukaryota, Fungi, Ascomycota, Dothideomycetes. Bases 1 to 801 code for a protein of 266 amino acids.